Molecule: messenger RNA, 1931 nt
Organism: Brassica oleracea var. oleracea
Lineage: Eukaryota; Viridiplantae; Streptophyta; Magnoliopsida; Brassicales; Brassicaceae
Product: protein trichome birefringence-like 10
Exons: 4
Coding region: 261-1640 (459 amino acids)
Cellular component (GO): Golgi apparatus
Molecular function (GO): O-acetyltransferase activity
Source: RefSeq, a predicted model, not a curated record
CUCUUUUCUGACAAAAAAAAACCAAACCUUUUUCUUUUUUUCUUCAGAAAGAUUAAAACUUUUUUCCAAAACAAAAAAAAAGCGUUAUUCAUCCACCCAUGAGAGUGUUUCCUCGUUUCCUUGACACAUGUGUUUCGCAUCAUUCGUCAUAAUUAAAUAAAAAGAAGAAGAAGAAGACGAAACUGACUUACCAAGCAAAGCAGCUUCAGCCAUUAACAAUCCUCGACAUGCCUCUGCCUUAUUGAAUUUCUCCAAAAAACAUGUCCAAGAACUCACCAGUCGAAGAAGAGAAGCCAAUCUCCGAAGCUCUGAAGAGAUUCAAGAGGUCGAGGCUCGUCCUCGAGCCGUCUCUAGGAGUGUUGGGCUUCUUCUUAGUCGGUCUCUGUCUCGUAUGGAGCUUCUUCUACUUCGAUUACCGAACCGCGGCGAAAAGCUACAACCUUUCUGAUAAAUCAGACAGAUUCGUUUGGCUCAAACUCGAAAACAACAAGAGUAGCACUACUAUUAGUUCAAACAGAGUUGGGUUUCUAGAAGAGAGUGGAGACGAGUGCGAUGUCUUCGACGGAGACUGGGUCUGGGACGAGUCGUAUCCUCUGUAUCGAUCCAAAGAUUGUAGAUUUCUCGAUGAAGGGUUUAGGUGUAGCGAGUUUGGUAGGUCUGAUUUGUUUUAUACUCAGUGGAGAUGGCAACCGAGACACUGUAAUUUGCCUAGGUUUGAUGCUAAACUGAUGCUGGAGAAGCUAAGGGACAAGAGGCUUGUGUUUGUUGGAGACUCAAUAGGAAGGAACCAAUGGGAGUCUCUUCUCUGUCUACUCUCUUCUGCUGUCAAGAACGAGAGCUCGGUCUACGAAGUGAAUGGGAGUCCCAUCACAAAGCACACUGGUUACUUAGUGUUUAGAUUCAAGGACUACAACUGCACGGUGGAGUACUACAGAUCUCCAUUCUUGGUUCCACAAGGCAGACCACCGAGAGGUUCACACAAGAAGGUUAAGACAGCUUUGAAGCUGGACACUAUGGAAUGGACUUCUAGCAAGUGGAGAGGUGCGGAUGUUUUGGUGUUUAAUACGGGGCAUUGGUGGAACUAUGGGAAGACUAUUAGAACGGGAUGCUACUUUCAAGAAGGAGGAGAAGUGAAGUUGAAGAUGAAUGUGGAUGAUGCGUAUGAGCGAGCUUUGGAGACGGUUAUGAAAUGGAUACAUACCGAAGUCGAUUCUAAUAAAACUCGAGUCUUCUUUCGAACAUUCGCCCCUGUGCAUUUCAGGGGAGGAGAUUGGAGAACGGGAGGAACAUGUCACAUGGAGACACUACCUGAGAUUGGAACUACCUCAUUGGUUUCAUCAGAGACAUGGGAACAGUUAAAGAUCCUAGGAGAUGCGUUAUCACAUUACUCCAACAGAUCAGAAACUGUUAAGUUGAAAGCGUUGAACAUCACAGCAAUGUCUGCUCAAAGAAAAGAUGGUCACCCGUCGAUUUACUAUCUAGGCUCUCUUGGUCCUGCACCGCUUCAUCGCCAAGACUGUAGCCACUGGUGCCUUCCCGGUGUUCCUGACACGUGGAACGAGCUCAUGUAUGCGUUGUUUAUGAAACAAGAAGCUUCUUCUUCUAGAAGAGUCAAGGAAGCAAAUGUCACAGUGUCAUGACGUUGGAUAGAACAAGGGGAACAAACAACAAGCUCUUGUUUCUUCUGCACUUAGUGUUUUCUUGGAGAUGCUAAGCUCAAAAGAUCUCAAAGGGUUUGUGAUUUUUUUUGAUGGAGGGAUUAUUUUUCAUUGGAUGGGGAAUAUGUAAUUAGGUUGAUAAUCUUUGUAAAGAUUAAGAUCUCGAACGAUAUUAAAGUUUCAUACACAAAGAUCGAGUUACCUCAUAUAAAUUACAUUUUUCUGGGGAAAGACCGCAAAUAUUGUAAAGAUCAGGGCAAGUUUUACAAUUAU